GACAGCGAUAGAGAGAGUCAUUCUCUGAGUGCAGUCAGAGAGACCUCAGCACCUCCAGGCUCACAGACAGACCCUUCAAAGCGCAGGGCAGACAGGGAACAGCACACUGAAGAGAAGGUGACCAGGCAGCAGUUUCUGGAAGAUUUGACUCCCUGUACAAGCCACUCCCCCUGGUUGUGUGCACUGACGAUGUAUCUUGGCCGGCUCCCUCUGCUCCUGGCCGCUCUGCUGGCGUCGGGGGUUCUGUCCCAUGUUUUGGCGAGUGAAGGUCAGCGACAGGGGUACAGAAACGUCCAGGAGGAGGGGGGCCUGCUGGCUGUGCGAAUCCUGAGCCGGGGAGGGGUGCUGCUGCGCUCGCUGCUGGAUGGGGGGCUUCCCUCGGAGUGGCGUGCCAUGGAGCAUCGCUACCCCCAGAGGAAACGGGCUGCCCCCUCCCGCCCGGCCCGGAGUAGCCCCCACGGCACUCGCUUCUCCCUCUCCCUCGAUGUUCCCACCAGCAUCCUCAGCAUCCUGCUGGACCUCGCCAGGGCCAAGGACAUGAGAGCCAAGGCCGCCGCCAAUGCAGAGCUGAUGGCACGCAUCGGACGCAGGAAAUAACAAAGACUGAGAUAAACAGGGACUGAAUGGGACCGCUGAAACCAGACCCCCUGUAUCUGUAUCUGUUAUUUAGUUGCAGUGUUUGUCAUUCUCUACUCUGUUUCCCAAUGUGUAACUGUUAAUACAGAUUCGAUUCAUGUUAAAGAUGAGCUGAAAACAUCACUUCAGAUAGUCCCGGAUUUACUUUGAGUUCUUCCUUCCCUUUAAUGACUAGGGGUGUAACAAGGUAACGAUACAUAUCGCGAUACGCAGGUCGCGAUACGAUAUGUAUCACGAUACAUGUGUCGGACGCAUAAAAAGUAUAACUAUUUGCAACUGAAGACAAACAAUUAAAUGAGACAGGGGAGAGCAAGUAUUCAUACCACCUAUAAAAACACACAUAUUCUUCAUUCAAGGGCCACUGUAUAAAGAGCUAUAUUGUUUUUGGUCUUGCAUCACAAUACAAACGAUACACACCUCUCUUAAGAUACAGCUUGUAAAGAAAGUCUCAUGAUUUGAUCGUUAUACCACUAGUACUGACCAGACCCAAUUCCACUCAGUGUCCGGGACCCUGGUUCAAGGAGGCAGAGAUACAGUCUGAAGAUAUAACGCUGUUUGAUGUUGGGCCGGGGCAGUGUGCGGCACUGUAACACCACAUAGUGUCUGUAUAUUCUGUAAAUAUUGUCCUGUCCUUAUGGAGUGAUUGGCAGGUAAGAUGGGGAGAGACACAGACGAUUGAACAGUAAUAAACUAGAACUCAUCAUUUAUUCUACUCUCCAGUGGUGUGUUUUUGUCUUUAUGAUGAUGCAUUAGACUGGCUGGAAUCACAAAACAAAACGAUAUGUAUCCUCUCAGAAUGAAUUUCCCAAGCGCUUAAACUUUAACUUAUUUGGAAACUCUGUAACCAAUUAGAAAGCAAGUGUCAUUUUAAUUCCUCCAAUCGAGUUCUGUGGCUUAUUUUAUUGAACCAAUCAGAGCAGCAGUUUUGCCUAAAACAUAUACAUGCAGGGCCAGCCUUAGGCUGUGCAGGGCCCAGAACAUCGAAUAAAUGCAACAGUAGCAACCGUAUCUUAAAGUUAGUAUAUAGGUGCAUGACGUGUAAAACAUCUGUGUGUUAAUGGAAAAAGAAUAUAAAUACUGAAUGUGAAAAACAAACCCUUGCACUGCGAGUCAGCAUCUGUAUUCAACAUGCAGAAUUCAGGCAACGGUUAAACUUUUAAA
This is a messenger RNA of Polyodon spathula (Mississippi paddlefish), 1797 nucleotides long. RefSeq names its product urocortin-3-like. The transcript is spliced from 2 exons. Lineage: Eukaryota; Metazoa; Chordata; Actinopteri; Acipenseriformes; Polyodontidae. Gene Ontology annotation, cellular component: extracellular region. Gene Ontology annotation, molecular function: hormone activity; corticotropin-releasing hormone receptor 2 binding. Bases 190 to 597 code for a protein of 135 amino acids. Gene Ontology annotation, biological process: digestion; cellular response to nutrient levels; hormone-mediated signaling pathway. The record is from RefSeq and is a predicted model, not a curated record.